ACUACCGUUGGGCUUCUCUAAGAAAACCCGAACCCAUCUCAGUUUCUUUCUUCCCGUGGACUUUGGGCAAAACCCUAACUACCUCUGUGACUGUGAGUUAGCUUCAACAAUUUGUUGCAGAGCAUAACAUUCUACCAUGGCUACCAUACCCGUUAAUCCCAAGCCUUUCUUGAACAAUUUGACUGGGAAGCCUGUGAUUGUGAAACUUAAGUGGGGAAUGGAGUACAAGGGUUAUCUCGUUUCUGUUGACUCCUAUAUGAACUUGCAGCUGGCCAACACUGAAGAGUACAUUGAGGGACAGUUUACUGGAAAUUUGGGAGAGAUUUUAAUCAGAUGUAACAAUGUUCUGUAUCUACGAGGAGUACCAGAGGAUGAAGAAAUCGAAGAUGCUGCAGAAGACUAGAGAGUGAUAAAUGCUGCUAACUGUUAUGACAUAAACUGAACUCAAUUUAUUUUUUCAGUCUUUGUAUUUUAGUUUAGAUUGUAGUUAUGUGUAGAGAUUUGAAUCAAUGAUGCACUCGCGUGUGAAUAGGGUGCCUAUGUUAUAGUUCACAUUCUUUCAUGUGCUUCUCCUUAUAUCUCUUAAUGCAUUAUGGUUUUCAAAUA
Molecule: messenger RNA, 606 nt
Organism: Cajanus cajan (pigeon pea)
Lineage: Eukaryota; Viridiplantae; Streptophyta; Magnoliopsida; Fabales; Fabaceae
Product: putative small nuclear ribonucleoprotein F
Biological process (GO): mRNA splicing, via spliceosome; spliceosomal snRNP assembly
Cellular component (GO): U1 snRNP; pICln-Sm protein complex; catalytic step 2 spliceosome
Molecular function (GO): RNA binding
Source: RefSeq, a predicted model, not a curated record